Lepisosteus oculatus (spotted gar) is the source of this 2963-nucleotide messenger RNA. It is a transcript of the gene efcab14, whose product is annotated as EF-hand calcium binding domain 14. The record is from RefSeq and is a predicted model, not a curated record. NCBI's taxonomy places the organism in Eukaryota, Metazoa, Chordata, Actinopteri, Semionotiformes, Lepisosteidae.
CUGUCAGCUGUAGUGUUAGGGAAAUAAGGUUGUGGAAGUAACAAUAUAGAAUUUUAUCUCGAUUUAUGUUUUUAUAUGUAUAAUAAAACUUUCUUUGCCUAAUUACCAAUUUUCCGUAUAAUACGUUAUUGAAGAGCAAAAAAGUGAAAAUCAGUUUUAUUUUUGUACAGGAACUACUAUAGUUCUAUCUUGUACUUUGUUUCUUCUAAUUUUAGAAGAGGGAAGUGACUGUGUUGAGAUCUAAAUGUGUGUAGUUAAAUCGCACGAAACUGUUGUAACAUCUCAGAAAUAACGUGGAAGAAUUGUUAAUCUGUGUAUGCCUAGCGUUAAGGAAACAAACUGGAUAACAAGGCGCUCGAAAUUGGGUACAAGCCGAGUCCGGCAGGGGCGCUGACCCCACAGAAAAAGAUGAAGAAGCGAAAGGAGCUCAAUGCGCUGAUCGGGCUCGGAGGGGACAACAAGAGGAAAAAAACAAAGAAAGGAUCCGGACACAGACUUCUAAGGACAGAGCCCCCUGAUUCUGAUUCCGAGUCCAGUUCCGAUGACGAAGAAUUCAGUAAUUCGAGCAGCUCCUCAGCGUUUGCAAAGAGAAGCUAUGCACAGUGUUGCAACAUUUGCUACCCCUUGUGUGCGUUCAUCAUUCUUGCUGCUUGUGUGGUGGCCUGUGCUGGCUUGAUAUGGAUGCAGAUUGCAUUAAAGGAGGAUCUAGAUUUACUGAAGGAAAAACUUCAUGCAAUGGAGUCCAGCCAAAAGGUAUCAUCACAGGAGAUACCCAAACUCAACGAGGACCUUCUAGAAAAACAGAAAAGGCUUGAAGAUGUUGAAAACGGGGAGAAGGGGAUAAAUAAAAUUUGGUCAAAUAUAACUGAGAUAAACAAGAAGAUACACGUGCUUGAUUCUGCUGUCACCCACUUAAAGGGAAACAUUAAAUCUGCCUCAGAUUUGAUUAAUCUUCCAACUACUGUUGAAGAGCUUCAAAAGAGUGUUGCCACAAUUGGAAGUACAUUAACAAGUGUGCAGCAUGAUGUUGAAACUAUGCAGACAACUCUGGAGGAACAGAAAAAAACAGUGGACGUGCUUCAAAACAUGGUUGAAAGAGAGAAUAAACAAAAUAAAGAAUCAAGUAGAACGUCCUCUGCAGCAGAACAGGCAUCCAGCAAUUACACAUCAUGUUUAAUACUUAAACAGGAAGUACUCUAUCUUCAUGACGCCAUUAGUGAAGUUAAUGCCUCCCAAGUGUUUUACCACUUACAGAGUGAUGAACAGAUGCAUAGUGUGAAUUCAACCAUUAGCAACCUCACACAGAGAAUGUUUUCAUUAGAAAAUUAUUUUCUCCUCUUUAAUAUUACACAUCCAUCCCGACACAACUUGAGUUUGAUGGACACCAGAGUUAAAGAACUGAGAGAAAAACUCCAGUUAAUAGAUGCCAUGAAAAGUAAACCAGAUAGUGAUGUCCCUCCAGACAGAAAAGGAGAAAAUAAAGAAUCAAAACAAAUAUAUGAUGAUUCUGGUAAAAUGACAAGUACAGAAGUACCCUCUGAUGAUUCUGAUACUGGAAAAGCACUGGAUAAAGAACAUCCUUCAGAUACCACCAAAAUAGCUAAUAGUACGCACCCUAAAGACAGUAAAGAACCUGACAAUCAACAACUUCUCAAUGGAAAUGCAACAAAACAAAAAAGCGAACAUAUUACUGAGGAUAUUGGCAUGAUAUCAGACAAGCAAAGUCAUGUGAAAGGUUCUCUAGUUGAAGCUGCUGCAACCAUGGAAAUUGGAAAAUCUGCUGUUGAUUCUACAAAGGGUAACUCUAGUAAUGUUUCAGCAUCAAACACAACUAGACUUCCAAGAUUUCUAUCACGUGCAGUCUCUAGAAAAGAAACCAGAAGUGUGACCAAAAGACUCUUAGAUUUGCCUGGAAUUCACAGUUUAAAAGAUUUGGAUAAUGUCUUCCUUAGGUUAGGAAAAAUCUCUGAUGAAGGGCUCUCUUAUGAUGACCUGAAAGCAUAUUUUGGAUCUUCAACACCAGAAAUUCAAGAAUUGGAAACUUUUGAUUUCGACAACAAUCAGAAGUACUCUCAGGCUGAGCUCAUGGCUGCUGUAGGAUUAUGAGAAACAAUGUAGGAAUGAAAGUAUUAACUGGAAUUGUUUUGAAGUUCUUAGGUUCUCAAGACUUAAUUGCUGAUGUUGCACUUUUAAAUUAGUAUUUUAUCAGUCUGCAAUACAACACUUGCACUCAUGUAUGACUUCCUGCAUGGUACAAAUAUACCAUUAUAAAAUCUCAGAUUAUUCACAUAAUUUUUGGUGUGGUAUUGACUUGGCUAUCAAAGUUGUUUUAAAGUAGCCAAGAGGGAAAAAAGGAACAAUAAUGCAAUCCUUUAUUUUUUUUUCUGAAAUUAGAAGUCUAGGUUCAAAUAGCACUGCAAGUUUACAUACGUACUAAAAGCUUUUUCACUUGAAUUUGAUUACUUAAUUGAAAAAUUGAAACAUUCCUUAACUUUCUAAUUUUUAGUGACCAGCUGCUAAAACAUAUACUGACGACAAUUGAGGAUAUUACUUGUUUUUUUGGCGGCAAGUUAAUGUAAACAGAUUGUCACUAAUGUUAAUUCCUGCCUGUCUGGAGUUUGUAUAUACAACUACAGCCAUGUAGAGUUAUAAUUGUUUAUAUUUCAAUAUUAUAAUUUGAUCAUGUGUUAUUUAUUGUUUUGAGUGAAGCUGUAUCAUAUUACUGCUUUCUAGACCCAACCUUUAUGAUAUAAUCAUUUUAAUCCCUUUGAGUUUACAGUUUACAUAUAUCUAAGGUUGGAAGGGCUAUAAAUAAAAGCUUUGUAGGUUGUCAGAAAAAAGUAAUUUUAAUAGCUUUCAUCAUAUAUAGCAAUAAUAAUCAGUCCAACGCUUUACUGAACAUAAAGCUCGACUAUCCAACUUUGAUUUUGCAGGGUGUAAUCUGAAAGGCUGAUGUGUACAAA